Molecule: messenger RNA, 1137 nt
Organism: Effrenium voratum
Lineage: Eukaryota; Dinophyceae; Suessiales; Symbiodiniaceae
Source: the annotation of a GenBank genome assembly
AUGGGCGCGAUUGAAACCCUGCUUGAGCCUUUCUUCGAAGAGACCUCCCCACGGCGUGGUCUGCCUGCCGCUGCCUAUACCGACAAGGAGUUUUGGGACGCCGAAUGCAUGUCGGUGUUCACCCGGAACUGGAUCUGCGUCGGAUUUGUUCAUGAAUUGAAAGUGUCCGGCGAUGCGGUGCCGAUAAAAAUUGCCGGUCAUCCAUUGCUUCUGGUGCGAAACAAGGAAGGUGCAAUUCGCGCGUUCCACAAUGUUUGCAGGCACCGCUGUCUGACGCUGGUGGAAGAACCGCGCAACGUGGGCAAGCUCAUCCGUUGCCCCUAUCACGCCUGGGCUUAUGAUCUCGACGGCAACCUGCGGGCUUCACCGCAUUUCGGUGGUGUGAACGAGCACUAUUCCAAAGGCUUUGACCGUAAGCAGAAUGGUCUGGUUCCGGUCCGCACACAUAUCUGGAACGACUGGAUCUUCGUCAACAUCGACGGCGAUGCCGAACCGUUCGAAGAUUACGCCUCCACGAUCAAGGAACGGCUGAACGGGAUCGAGUGGGAGAACUUGAACUGCAUCGGCACUUUGGAUUUCGGUGAAAUUGCCUGCAACUGGAAGUUCAUCAUGGAGAACUUCAUCGAACCCUACCACGUCCAAUUCGUGCACGCGUCGACAACCGACCAGCCACUUGAGGACCAUUUCACGAUCAUAGAUGGAAACUGUCUGGGCAGCGCAGUGGAUCUUCAAGAGGAAAUCGGCACAUCCGGCAGCCUUGGGGUCAGUUCCCGCUAUCUGACACUCUAUCCGAACUUCAUCUUGGGCCGGUAUUUCCCUGACCAGAUGGGUGUUUAUCUGAAUAUCCCGACGGGUCCGGGCACCAUGAUGCAGAAACGGGCGCUCUACACAACCGAAGGUCAGUCCCUGUCGGAGGAAGCCAUCCGGGGGCUGCGAAAACUCUGGUGGGACGUCCACAAGGAAGAUCAUGAAAUGACAGAGCGGCUGCAGCUGGGCCGCGCCUCGCAGGUGUCGGCCGCAGGCGGCGUGCUGUCCCCGGCCUGGGAAGACAGUGUGCGGGCCUUCCAGGACAUGGUGGCUCGAGACGUGACCAGCAGGAAAUUGCCGAAGGAAGGAAUCUACAAUGACAACCAAUAA